Ostertagia ostertagi is the source of this 1824-nucleotide messenger RNA. Lineage: Eukaryota; Metazoa; Nematoda; Chromadorea; Rhabditida; Trichostrongylidae. The record is from the annotation of a GenBank genome assembly.
AUGGUGGCAAUCGCCCCGUCUUUGGCCAACGGACUUCAGUAUGAGAAAGUGAACGUCACCAUCGACUUGCGACAGGAGUACCAAGUGGCGUAUGUGGUCGUCAAGAUGGGAAACGCUCCUCGCCCAGGGACGUGGGUUCUAGAGAAAUCCCUAGAUGGUAUCCAUUAUGACCCAUGGCAGUACUACGCAACAUCUGAUGCCGAAUGUAUGCGCCAGUUCGGAGUACCAGCCACCACUGGUGUUCCUCGGUUCCAGCGUGACGACGAGGUUCACUGCACAAGUGAAUAUUCGAAGAUCACUCCACUCGAAGGCGGUGAGAUCCACACAUCGCUCGUCAACGGACGACCCGGUGUCGAAAAGCCAUCUCUGGAACUGCAGGUGAAGGGGCCAUGUGCUGACGGCUUCUUUGGGAAUCCAAUGCUGCCUAACGGCACUUGCAAGGAAUGUGAAUGUAAUGGCAAUAUUGACUUGAUGGCCAUUGGUAACUGCGACACAGAAACCGGAGUAUGUCUGAAGUGCAUCGGGGACACCACUGGAGAACAUUGCGAGCUCUGCAAAGAAAACCACUGGGGUUCGGCGUUGGAGAAAACCUGUAAACCGUGCGGAUGCCAUCACGUGGGUGCUGAGUCGCCGCAGUGUGGUAAUGAGUACGGUGAAUGCAAGUGUAAGCCCAACUACAUCGGAAAGCAGUGCGACAGAUGCAUCGAUGGCCAUGGUGACAUCGAAAACGGUUGCCCAGCUUGCGAAUGCAACAUGAUCGGAAGCAUCGGUGAUCAGUGUGAUGCCGUCAGUGGUCAGUGCACGUGCAAACAAGGCGUUUUUGGCAAGAGAUGCGACCAGUGUCGUCCGUCGUACUUCAACUUCACGGAUGCGGGAUGCCAGUUCUGUCACUGCAAUAUAUACGGAUCGAUCGAAGAUGGAAAGUGUAACAACAUCACUGGCAAAUGCGAGUGUCGCAGUAAUGUCGAUGGUACGAUGUGCGAGAAGUGUGCAGAUGGAUUUUUCAACAUCACCAGUGGCGUGGGAUGUCAGGCUUGUGAGUGCGAUGCGACAGGUUCAGAUGGUGAGGCUUGUGACCUGCACUCGGGUCAGUGUGUUUGUAAGCCUGGAGUGACAGGUCUGAAAUGCGAUCACUGCCAGCCCAACCAUUACGGUCUCGGUCCAGAUGGAUGCAAAGAGUGUAGAGCUUGCCCGGCACCAGGCCAGGUGUGUGACUCGGUCACCGGUGAAUGUGUUUGUCCACCGAAUACGGUAGGCGAGAUGUGCGAGAACUGUACGGAAAACGCCUGGGACUAUCAUCCACUGAAGGGCUGUAAACUCUGUGAAUGCUCUGACGUGGGCAGCAGCAACGGCAAAUGCGACAUGCGGACAGGACAGUGCAAAUGUCGUAACGAAUACGUCGGGUUGCGCUGUGACCUCUGCACGCACGGCUUUUUCGGUUUCCCGAAUUGUCAGCCAUGUAACUGCGAACCUAACGGCACGGAUCCCCUUCAGUGCAAGGACGGUCUCUGCUUGUGCAACGAAGAGGGCGAAUGUCCAUGCAAGGAAAAACGUGAUGGCGUAGCAAAAGCGAUCAGACUGCAAGGAGUACCACCUGCGAGCAAAGCUCUCUUCUAUGGCAAGCAGACCUAUGCUGAAGAUCGACGAGCCGUUUUCGAAGAACCCUGGGAGUACUACACAAAGAAGCAUAACCUGAACCUGCUGAAGGAAUAUCCGGCACGAUACAACAGUUAUCCGACCGAUGCCGUCCCGUUGUACUGGCCAUUGCCGAAAUCAAUGCUUGGCGAUAGGACUUCCAGCUAUAACGGUUUCCUUCGAUUCAAG